GCUAGUACGAAGAAUAUUUUACCAUUUCCCAGUUGCUUUCGUGUGGUUCAUGUCAAAAUAUCAAAGUGUUCUCGUUUUAAUCCUUUGGUGUAACCUAUAACAGUUUUAUCUUGCAAUGGCUGCUAAAUUUGAUCUCAUCUUAUUAGAUUUUAGUGUUAUGAUGCAUUAGGCACCACAUUAAGUAAUGUCCACUGUGCUUACGCCAAUUAUCGGAGAUUGGGAACUGCAAGAAAAACCAAGUAAUAGAAUUAAUAAAAAUUUAGCUACUAUAAGGCAUAAAACAGGGCAUGGAAUAAGAUAUAAAGAAAAUAGUUUUAAACAUAAAUGCAAUAAAGCACUUAAAAAUAAGUUAAAAAAAUAUAAACUCAGAAGAGAUGGCAAAGAAGAUCCAGAUGUUAUAAAUGUGUCCCACAUAUUUCAGACCGCUUUAAAAAUAAAAUCUCCAAGUAUCAAUAAUAAUGAAGAACUAAAUAUUUAUGAUAUAGAGAGACCAAAGAAUUAUCUGUCCAAAAUGGUGAGAAGAAAGAAAGACGUUGAAAAUGUCAAGUCCAUUAAAACAUUGUUUAAGGAGGUUCCGGAAAAAAAUGAACCUAUACACAUUCCAGAUGUAUGUACAGAAAUUACUGAAAAAGAAAAACAGUCUCCUAACAGUCAAGAUAAAAAGCAUACCAAUGCUUUCAAAUUGAUGAUGGAAUCCAGAAAUAAAAGUAUUGGAGGCAAUUCACCUGGUAAAGAAAAACCGACCGAUGAAGCUGAACUACAAUUAAAAACAGAAGAGAAAAACACUAAAGCUAAGAGGCUUUUAGUUUUACAAAAAAUGGCAGAACAAAAAGGAUCUCUUAAGAAAAAGGAAACAGAGGAACUACUGGAAGAAGCUAUCAAAAGAAAAAUGGAUAAAAGAGCAGAAAGAUUGACUAAUAUGAUAGUUAAUAAUGGCAGUAAGAAAGUGAAACCCAAAAAAGAACAUUCAAAAUUAGCAACAAAGGUAGCAGACAUUAAAUUGCCUACAAUUAAUAAUGUAACAGCACUUCCUGAAACACUACCAAUAACCAAAAAAAGCAAUGGUGCACUCCAUUUAAUUAAUAUAUUCGAUGAACCAACCAGCAAGUCAAAUAUUACAAACGGCUUAAAAGAAAAAUUUGUACCCAAAGAAGAUUUAGAAUUUAUCAAAAAGCUAUCUCCUUCAAUUAGAAAGAAGGAAAAUAUGCUUUGUUAUUUUAAAAAGAUUGAUAAGGAUAGCGAUUCCUCACCACCUGUUACCACUGAUAACAAUGAAAUGAGUCCUAUAAUAAAAGUCAAGUUUGGAGCCAGAAACAAGAAGAAACUAAAAAAGAAGAAAUUAAGUUUAAAUGAUAAAAAAUCUCUCGACUUAGAAGAUAAGAAUACAUGUGAAGAAAUCAGAGAUGUAGGCUCAUCUUACACUCCCACUAAAAAUAAUAAUGAGUCCAUUGUAACUGAUAUAUCUGCAGCUGCAGAUAAUAAAAACGAGUCUGUCGUAAACAAUACUCCUGCAGAAACUAAAAAUGAGUCGAGAAAACGAAAGCGCGAGCAACUCUCUAAAGAAGAAAACACUCAGAUUGUUAAAAACACUGAAUGUCUGAACGAAUCUUUAGAAGCAAAUGAAAUUAGAAAUGAAAGGCCAAAGCGAAAUGUUAAAAAGCCUAUACAAUAUAAAGACGAUUUUCUCUUAUCUAGCUCAGAUGAAGAGUAUAAUAUAUUUACUCCAAAAAAGAAAAAACAAAGUGAUACUCCAAAAUUGAUCAAAGAACUUAAAUCCAAGACAAGUGAUGGAACAAUACAAAUGAAGCCAAACAAAAAAGAUAUUAAGAAAUCUACAAAAAAGAAUGAUGCUAAUAAAAAUACCAAUGUUAAGUUGGCUCCCAUAUUUGCACCUAAACCACAGUUAGACCCGGCAGCAUUAGAAGCAAAACAGAGAUUUCUUCAGAGUGGGGUGCCAGAAAAAUUAAAGAAAAUUGCAAAACAACUCAAACAAGUUGAGACAGAAGGUAAUUGUUUUUCCAUAGUUGUCCAUGUACAGCAAAUGGAAGACUCUAUGGAUGAUAUAUCUAGCAGCCCAAUCAUUAAUCCAUUCAGAUGCGAGUCACCUGAUGUGAGCCCCGUGAAGUGCAGUGAUAAAUUAUUCAAGGCUAUACUAAGCCCUGAAAAACCUGCAAAUAAUUCACAUGUUGCACAACCAGAUAGCAGCAUAAGGAAAGUUUUGCAAAAUAUUAAACUAUCAUAUCCUAAAUUUCCAGUUUACCGUACAUACCAACUAUUGAAAGAAAAAAGCAAAGGAGAGUUUGGAGACUGCAACAACUUUCCUGAAUUCGAAAACAGCAUAGAAAUAAUGAAUAAUACAGUAGAUAUUAAUAAAGUCCAAGUGGAUAAAUUGAAUUGGACAGACAAAUAUAAGCCUAUGGUUACUAGUCAAAUCAUUGGAAACUUUGAAACCACAAAAGAAUUAAAAAAAUGGUUAGAAUCUUGGUCUGCAAAUGACGAUAAGCGAAAAACUAAUGGUGCUGACUCUGACUCGUCUGAUUUCUACCAUUCGGAUACAGAUAGCAGAGAUAGUGUAAAGAUUAUUGAUAAUCUUCUCAUCUUGACUGGUCCUACUGGUUGUGGGAAAACCUCUUGUGUUUAUGCGGUAGCUGCAGAUCUAGCCAUCAAAGUCAUUGAAGUGAAUGCCAGUAGUAAGAGAAACGGAAAAAUAAUGUUACAGGAUUUACAAGAGGCUACCCAGUCCCACAAAGUCAAUAGAGGAAAAGGUACUAGCACCGAAAAUUCUCAAAAAUCCCAGGAGAUAGCUGAAGUUGAUUUAACUAUAAAAACUAAGAAACGAGGAAGGCCCAAAAAAGUUAAAGAUGUUGUAUUAACGAAACCAAAAAAUGAUACAGGCAGUCAGUCAACUAAUAGCCAAGAAACUACUAGGACUGGAAUGUCACUUAUUUUGAUUGAUGAUGCCGACAUUGUGUUUGAUCAAGAUGAUGGCUUUUGCUCUGCUAUUAGUCAAUUAGUCCAAUAUUCCAAACGGCCAGUUAUAUUAGUUACAAGUUCCUUAAUUUGUCCGCAUCUUCAAAGGUUUUUGCAGAGCGCGAAAAUUAUGACUAUGAAGCCACUUUUACCCAGAAUGCUUGGCACAUGGCUAGACAUAAUGUGCUUAGCUGAUAGUGGCACAUGUUGGCCAGGCCUAGGCUCAGUAUUGUUAGACUUAUACAAAGGGGACAUCAGGAAAACCAUAAAUUGCCUUCAAUUUUAUGCAACUACCCACACACAAGGGACUAGACAAAUAGAAGAAAAUUCGCAAAAUAUAGAGGCUUUAUGUGAUGAAUCGUCAAGUCUAUCGUGGGCUGCAUCGGAAAACCAAGAUGAACGUAACAUAGCAUGUGAAAGUAUACAGUUGGGGGACACAUUGUGGAAAUAUUUUAUGGAACGACAAUCGCAAUUGCUACACAUCAGGUUUCCUUCCGACUUGUGGCAUGUAUGGUGGAAUAUACCAAGCUUUUUAAUGACUUCUCAAAAUGGGACACAGGAAAAAAAUAAACAUAGUCAAACCCGUGAACUAGAAGAAGUAGCUAAUAUUUUUGACAACAUAUCUGCAGCAGAUUGUUUUGGACGUCUAAGACCAGAUACAAAGAUGAAUAUUUGUUCACAACCGUGGUACUCUACUGAAUGUGAUAGUUCUUCAGAAUUCGAAAACUUUAACUAUUACAACAAAAGCCACGAUGUUGCUGAUGAUAUAUCGAAAACGUUUGUAGUCAGAUCGAUUUGCAACACACAGAAGUGCUUACAAUACAAUGAAGAGUUGUAUGUGAGACCAACUAGUAUGGCGGUGCAAAGAGAUAGAGACAGAAUAGUCAAACGGCAUGAUAGCAUAUCAACUCAUCUAAGCCCAGGCGCCACACUGGACAGGAGAGCCCUCGCGUUAGACUACUGGUCGUCCUGCCGGGCGAUAUGCAGGUUUGAAAAAGAGAAAACUGACACUAACUCUAAAAGAAACAAUCGGUUUUGUCACUAUCUCAGAUCUCUUAAAAUAAUGUGCAAGAAUGACGUGUUCGAUAAACUCGGCAAAAGUUUACAUAUCAAAGGGAGCGAUUCCAACUAGACUAAUAGGUACGCUAACUGUAAAGCGUAUUUUAAGAUGGAUG
Cydia amplana is the source of this 4145-nucleotide messenger RNA. RefSeq names its product enhanced level of genomic instability 1 (gene elg1). The record is from RefSeq and is a predicted model, not a curated record. Lineage: Eukaryota; Metazoa; Arthropoda; Insecta; Lepidoptera; Tortricidae. The coding region runs from base 185 to 4102 and encodes 1305 amino acids. The transcript is spliced from 3 exons. Gene Ontology annotation, molecular function: DNA binding; DNA clamp unloader activity; ATP binding. Gene Ontology annotation, cellular component: nucleus.